AUGGCCGUGGCGGCCGCCACGUACGCGGUCCCCCUGCCCGAGCGGCUGAGCGACGGCGACUUCCAGGUCUACAGGAACGCCGGCAAGUACACGCGCCUCAUGACCGGGUACGCACCCCCCUUCGACGGCGUCAAGACCCUCCACGACCUGUGGGAGAGCACGUGCAGCAGGCACUCGGACGAGGAGUGCCUGGGCACCCGCGACGUCGCCCCCGACGGGACGCCCGGCGCGUACCGGUGGAUGACCUACGCUCAGCUGCACGAGCGACGAGCCGCGUGCUCGUCCGGGUACGUCGCCCUCGGUUUGAAGCCCGGCGAUCACGUCGGGAUGUACUCGGUCAACACCGCGGAGUGGUGCGUGCUGGACUCGGCGAUGACACGCAACGCGAUGGUCUCCGUGCCCCUCUACGAUACCCUCGGGCCCGACGCGGUUCGGUUCAUCUGCAACCACGCGGAGCUCGCCGCAGUGUGCGUGUCACACGCGUGCCUGCCCGUGAUGCUGGGGUGCCUCGCGGAGUGCCCCACGGUCAAGCUCCUGGUCGUUUACGCGCACGGGGGUAAGCCCCUGCCGCCGAUCCCCUCGGGGGCGGGACACCGGUGCGAGGUUGUGACGAUCGAGCAGCUGGAGGCGGAGGGGCGGCGGCGGCCCGUCGCGCCGGUUCCACCGCGGGAGGAGGCGAUGGCGACGAUCUGCUACACGAGCGGGACCACCGGCGAUCCGAAGGGCGUUAUGCUGACCCAUCGCAACCUCAUCUCCAACGCGGCCGCCUACGCCGACGACCUCGACCUCGGCCCCGGCGACGUGCACGUCUCAUACCUGCCCCUCGCGCACAUCUACGAGCGCGUCACCAUGCUGGUGUGCCUCUUCGCGGGAGCCAAGGCCGGGUUCUUCCGCGGCGACGUGCUCGGCCUGCUGGACGAUAUCGCGGAGUUGAAGCCCACGGUGUUCUGCUCGGUGCCCAGGCUGUGGAACCGCAUUUACGACAAGGUUCACGCGGGCAUCCGGGAGGGCGGUUUCGUGAAACAGAAGAUGUUUGCCAUCGCAUACGCCGCCAAGAAGAAGGCUCUGGAGGAGGGCAGGCCCCCGCCCGCCAUCUGGGAGAAGAUCGUCUUCUCCAAGCUCAGGGAUAAGUUGGGCGGUCGCGUCCGGUACAUGUCCACGGGCAGCGCGCCCAUCUCCGCGCAGGUGAUGGAGUUUCUGCGGGUGUGCUUCGGCGGCACCGUGUUUGAAGGCUACGGCAUGACAGAGUCCGCGUGCGUCAUCAGCAAGACUCACGAGGGCGACUUUAGCUGCGGGCACGUGGGUUCCCCCGUGCCGUGCUGCGAGAUCAAGCUCGAGAGCGUGUCCGAAAUGAACUACACCACCUCGGAUAGGCCCUACCCCCGCGGCGAGGUUUGCGUGCGGGGCCCGAGCGUGUUCAAGGGUUACUACAAGGCGCAGGACAAGACGGACGAGGUCAUCGACAACGAGGGGUGGCUGCACACGGGCGACAUCGGCCUGUGGCUGCCCGGCGGCAGGCUCAAGAUCAUCGACCGCAAGAAGAACAUCUUCAAGCUGGCGCAGGGCGAGUACGUCGCGCCCGAGAAGAUUGAGAACGUCUAUGCGCGAAGCAAGUUUGUCGCGCAGAGCUUCGUCCACGGCGACUCGUUGAUGCCGUCGCUCGUCGCCGUGGUCGUCCCGGACGAGGAGGUUCUCCUCCCGUGGGCCGCGAAAAGCGGGCACCCGGCGGGCGGUGACUUCAAGAGGCUCUGCGCGGACCCGGCCGUGGCGAAGAUGGUUCACCAGAGCAUGCUCGCGGUGGGCGAGGGCGCGGGCCUCAAGGGGUUCGAGCAAGUCAAGGCUGUGCACCUCCACCCGGAGCUGUUCAGCGUCGAGAACGGGCUCUUCACCCCGACGUUCAAGCUGAAGCGACCCCAGGCCAGGGCCGCGUUCCAGGCGGACAUCGACAGGAUGUACGCCGGACUCGGUUGA
Messenger RNA from Micromonas commoda, 1971 nucleotides. RefSeq lists its product with no specific name. Gene Ontology annotation, cellular component: membrane; endoplasmic reticulum. Lineage: Eukaryota; Viridiplantae; Chlorophyta; Mamiellophyceae; Mamiellales; Mamiellaceae. Bases 1 to 1971 code for a protein of 656 amino acids. The record is from RefSeq and is a predicted model, not a curated record. Gene Ontology annotation, biological process: fatty acid metabolic process. The transcript has 2 exons. Gene Ontology annotation, molecular function: long-chain fatty acid-CoA ligase activity.